Molecule: messenger RNA, 5487 nt
Organism: Onychostoma macrolepis
Lineage: Eukaryota; Metazoa; Chordata; Actinopteri; Cypriniformes; Cyprinidae
Gene: nckap1l
Product: NCK associated protein 1 like
Exons: 31
Coding region: 81-3452 (1123 amino acids)
Biological process (GO): cell projection assembly; cell morphogenesis; cortical actin cytoskeleton organization
Cellular component (GO): SCAR complex
Source: RefSeq, a predicted model, not a curated record
GUUGAUUUGGCGUCACCUUGAGCUCUGAAGUCCGCAGCGUUCACUGUUUCACUGAGGAUCAUAUCAUCUGGACAGGGAUCAUGGCCUACCAGUUCAAACUGGCUGAAAAACUGGUCCUACUCAAUGACCGGGGUCAAGGAGUGCUGAUCAGGAUGAACCACAUUAAAAAGGUAUGCACAGACCCAAAGCGAAGGCCAUCAUACUUUACUGACAAAAGCAUGGAAUCUACCACAAAAUACAUCAACAGAAAAUUUCCCAACAUUGACAUCAGGGGUGGCAGUCAACAUCUGAGCAGCAUACAGAAGCAAAAGUCAGCCGUAUUGGAGGGCCUGCACAGUUAUUACGAGUCCUUCAUAGAUAUCAUGGAGUUCAGGGACCAUGUUUAUGAGUUGCUCAACACAAUAGAUGCCAGCCAGUGCUACUUUAAUAUAGCUGUAAAUUUUGACUUCACCAAGAACUACCUGGACCUUAUCGUCACCUACGCCUCAGUCAUUUACAUGUUGUCUCGCAUUGAUGACAAGAAGGCAAUUGUCGGAAUGUAUAACUGUGCAUAUGAGUUCUCAAAUGGAAACAGUGAUCCCUCGUUCCCUCGACUUGGUCAGAUGUUUAUAGAGUACGACCAUCCCUGGAAAAAGCUUUCAGAGGAGUUUGGUCCCCACACCAAGUCUGUGACAGAGGCUCUCCUCUCACUGCUCAUGGUGUAUCCGCGGAGGAAUCUUUCUGCUGACCAGUGGCGCAACGCUCAGCUCUUGUCUCUGCUGGCGUCCCCCGCUGCCAUGCUCAGCCCUGCAUGCUGUGACACAAUGGCUUGUGAGUAUCUGUCCAUGGAGGUGGUGGAGCGCUGGAUCCUCAUUGGCUUCCUGUUGUGCCAUAGCAGUCUAAAUACCAAUGCUAACUCUCAGAAUUUAUGGAAGAUGGCCCUCCGUAACGGCCUGUACAUCACAGUCAUCAGAGACGAGGUUCUCAACAUACACAAGCUCUCGGAGGACUUCUUUGACAGUCUCAAAGGAUACAGUAAGCGCAUUCCUGACAUCAAAGAAUGUAAAGAGUAUGUCAUCACUAACUGCGGGGCAUUGCGGAGAGAGAAGCGCAACUUCCUGAGAAAUGCCCUGAAGGAACUUACCAAAGUUUUGGAAGAUGAACCUGCACUGCUUGGACCCAAGGUUUUGUUUGUGUUCAUGGCACUGUCGUUCUCCCGUGAUGAAGUGCUCUGGCUUGUGCGUCAUGCUGAGAACAUCCCCAAAACCAAGACCCCAGAGGACUACGCAGACUCCCAGAUGGCAGAGCUCCUCUACUACAUGGAAAAGCUGCGCACUCUAUUGGCUCAACACAGAUAUGUUAUACAACGCUACCAUCUUCAGUACUUGUCACAGUAUGAUGCUCUAGCACUGAAUGACACCAUUCAGGGUAUGUACGUCUGUCCUGAGGAAGAAUCCGUUCUUAUGUCGUCAUUUGUCUCAACUCUGUCUGCAAUGAGUCUCAAGCACUUGGAUGCAGGAGAAGAGUUUGACCUGAAACCAUUCAGACUGGACUGGUUAAGACUGCAGGCUUAUACCAGUAUUGGUAAAGCUCCUCUGGCACUCAAGGAGUACCCGGAGCUUGCCAAGGUCAUGAACAUGGCACAGUUUCACACUAGGAUGAUGGACAAUGUGAAUGAACUGCUCUGUGAGACGGCUGAUCUCUCUAUCCUCUGUUUCCACCCACGUGUGUUUGAGAAGCUGUUCUCUCAGAGCAGUGAGGAUGUGUCCAUGCAGCGCUACCUCACAGCUUUCCCGGUCAUCUGUUCACACUUCAGCCAGUGUCUCCAUCCUCUCUGUCCAGAAGAGACUGAAGAUUUAGAAAAUCAAAGCUUGAAGCUGUGUGUGACCUUUCUGGAGGAGAUUUCCCGUCAGACGUGUACGGUUGUGCUGGAGAUAUGUGCUGAACAGUGUAACCUACAUGAGAAGUUAUUGCCCAAACACAGUGCUGAGACCAUCAGUACAGCACGCAAUAAAAAACUGAAGAAGUCGUUACCAAAGAAAGGAGACGUGCCUAAAGAGAAACCAGGGACAGAAAGCCUCAGGAAGGACAGAGUCAUUGUCACAAAUCUGGAUAAGAUGCACCAGGCACUGACAGAACUGUGCGCUUCCUACAGUAUCUGUGCCGAUUUCACCGUUUUCAAACACAUCAUUGUACCUGCUGAAUUCCUGCUCUCACAGCUGGAGAUCAGACUCAACAAAGUUAUUGUGCAGAUGGCCAAUUAUAACCAGAGCACUCACGAAAUCGCCCGACCUUCUGACCUGCUGGCUGGGAUUCAGGCAUAUGUUACAAGUCUGCAGAGCCUCAGCUGCUACAUCAACAUUGAUGUCACUCGACUGGUGAAGAGUGUCUUGUUGCAGCAGACGCAACCGCUGGACUCAUAUGGAGCACAGACCAUCACAACACUCUAUACAAAUUGGUUUCUGGAGGGUCUCUUGCGUCAGGCCAGCAGUGCUCUCAUAGUCCACUGUCCUACCACACAGUGCUUUGUAAACCAGAAUACUGAGAAUGAGCAGAGCUUUCAUGCUGAGGAAUACUCUGACAUUUGUGGCUUGCGAUCGUUGGCUGAACUGAUUGGCCCUUAUGGACUGAAGUUUUUAAAUGAGAACCUUAUGUGGCACAUCAUAUCCCAAGUUGGAGAACUGAAGAAACUCGUAAGUGACAACAUGGAUGUCCUGGUGCAAAUGAGAGCUAACUAUGAGAAUCCUGAAGCAAUGAGUGAACUUCAAAAGAAACUGACAGGCAGUGAGAAUGUUUUGAAGAGAAUGACAAUUGUUGGUGUGAUUCUGUCAUUUCGCUCCAUGAUCCAAGAUGCUCUCGAGGAGAUCAUGGACAGACACUGCCCGUUUCUAAUGAGACCCAUCAAAUGUUUAAAGGACUUCAUCUACCCUGACGGUGACAUCAAGGUGACACUCGGUGUGUAUGAAAUGGCUUCGGCAGCUGGCUUGCCAUGUGAGAUCGACCCUGCGCUGGUUUCAGCCAUAUCAAACAUGCAGACAGACAACUCAUCCAUUGAGGAGGAGUUCAAAAUCAGCUGCCUGCUGCUGGUUUUUAUAGCCGUGUCUUUGCCCACACUGUGUCUGGAUCCAAACUCAUUCUACAGCCGACAACAUGGAGGUCACCAAAACAACAUUCAUUGCUUGGCGACUGCAGUUAACCAUCUUGCUGCAGCUAUGUUCACUGUCCAGAGAAAAAAUAUCCAGACUCAGCUUCAAGAAUUCCUGAAGGUGGCAUCAUCUAUCUUACUGCAGUUAGGUCAGAAUGUGGACCGAGUGGAAAUAAAGAACAGAGAUUCAGUUUAUCUCCUUCUACACAUGAUAGUGGAGCAGUCACCGUUCUUGAGUCAAGACAUGCUGGAAAUGUGUUUUCCAUAUGUACUCCUAAGAAACGCUUACAGAGAGGUGCACAAGACCUUCAUCCACACUAUGGGCUAAGCUUAUGAGGAUGUGAAAUCAUGACUUUGUUUUUGUAUAUAUCAUAGUUAAAUUUUUUUAAAUGAUAUUCAGCUGAUUUAAUUUUUUAUUGUGGAUACCUGUCUUUAAAUAGAUUCCAGUGAACUCCGGUGAAACUGGUGGAAAAUAACAUUAUAUAGAAUGGUGUUAGGCAAUGUUCCCUCUAAGCUGCGCGCGCGCGCGGCCGCGCACUUCUUCCACCGCAGCCGAGCAGAGAAAUAAUGUGCCGCGCACACGCUAAAAUGAGUUGAGAAAGCCAUUUGAUUGUACUCUAGUUAAAACGAAAGAAUUGCAAUGCUCGGGUAAACCGCUAUAGAGCUGGUGCCGCUAUAGCGUUAGAACCGGUGAAUGCGGUGUACAGGUUUCAUAGAAAGAGAAUGGUGUGCGCCAAAUGAGUCUCUGUAGAAACCGAAUACUUCAAUGGUUGCGGAUGAAAUAGCUCAAAUCGAGAGGCAACGCAAACACCGUGACAUGUGAAAUAAAACGUCCUCAUGUAUUAAAGAAGAGUGGCUUGAUUAACGUUAAGUGCUGGAAAUAGCGGAUGAUUAACAGAACGGUAACAAAACUCUGAGACAUUUACAGUCACACACAGGUGUAUUGUGCAAACUGUACUUCAUAGCGAUGUUUAGAUAACUAUAUAAGAACUUACAGAUCUCAGUUUAAAUGCUUCAGUUUGUUUUCUAUUCUCUUUUGUCAGUUUAAAUGCUUCAGUUGUUUUGAUAUAUUAUAUUAUGUUCGGCCUAUAUUAUAUAAACCUAAUAAAUAAUUGACCUUGUUUUUUUAAUGGAGUCACUUAUGCUCAUCAAGGCUGUAUUUAUUUGAUCAAAAUACCUAAAAAUAAUAUUGUGAACUCUUAGGCUAUUGCAAUUUCUAAUAUUGGUUUUCUAUUUUAAUAUAUUUUAAAAUAUAGUGUAUUCCUGUAAAGCAAAGCUGCAUUUUCAGCAUCAUUACUCCACUCUUCAGUGUCACAUGAUUCUUCUGAAAUCAUUCUAAUAUUCUGAUUUAUAAUCAGUGUUGUGCUGCUUAAUAUUUUUUGGAACCUUUUUUCUUUGAUUCUUUGAUUAGGCUAAUAAAAAGUUCAAAAGAACAGCAUUAAUUAAAAAUAUAAAUAUUUUCUAACAAUAUAAGUCUGUAUUACUCUUUAUCCAAUUAACACAUCCUUGCUGAAUAAAAAUAUUAAUAAAAAAAUAAAUAUGAAAGAAAAAAUUGACUGACCCCAAACUUUUGAAUAGUAGUGUAUACUGUAACACAAAAUUUCUAUUUUGAAUCACUGUUCUUUUUAACUUUUUAUUUCUCAAAGAAUCCUGAAAAGUAUCACAGGUCCCAAAAAAUAUUAAGCAGCACAACUUUUUCCAACAUUUAUUAUAAAUUAGCAUAUUAGAAUGAUUUCUGAAGGAUCAUGUGACACUGAAAAUUCUGAAUAGUUUUCAAAUAGAAAACUUUUAUUUAAAAUUGCAAUAAUAUUUCACAAUAUUAUUUUGCGAAAUAAUAUUCAGUAUUUUUUAUCAAAUAGAUAGAGCCUUGAUGAGCCUAAGAAACUUCUUUAAAAAAAUUUACUGACCCCAAACUUUUGAAUGGCAGUGUAUUGUACUGUAAAAAUGUUUUCUCAGAUAACCUAAAAUGUGCAUCAUUUAGUUACAUCAAGGGUCAAAUCAAAUAUAAAUAGCACAUUAAAGUUAAAAGUUACACACUUUUUGUGUGUGUGCGCUGUACAGGUCUGUUAUAAAGAAUGUUUUUGCUCAGGUGGCUAAAAUGUCCGCCCAAUAGAGAAAAGUUUUGCUCAGCAAGAAAAAAAAUUAGAGGGAACAUUGGUGUUAGGAGAAUACAGCUGCAUAUAUUAAUCGUUUAACAUUUAACCUCAUUUUCAUGACAAUUAAUAACUGAAAGCUGUAUUUCCAAAUAGAUCAUUCUCACAUAUUUGUUUAAAUGCAUUUAAAUAAAAGCGUUUUCUAGAAAUGAUCAAAAAUGUGAUUUCAAAUAAAAAUGAAAAUGUCAUUAAAUAAAAUUUUAAAAAUCA